This is a messenger RNA of Mercurialis annua (annual mercury), 516 nucleotides long. RefSeq names its product CYC02 protein-like. The record is from RefSeq and is a predicted model, not a curated record. NCBI's taxonomy places the organism in Eukaryota, Viridiplantae, Streptophyta, Magnoliopsida, Malpighiales, Euphorbiaceae. Bases 10 to 327 code for a protein of 105 amino acids. The transcript has 4 exons.
AGAAGAAAAAUGAAUUCAAAAGCUUGUUUUGUGUUUACUCUCGUCUUCGGAGUCGUCUUUCUCACAGCGUCUGCUCGCAUAUUCAAGGAUGAACGCAGCUUGGAUUCUACAGAAGUAGCAGCAAGACCGGGAUGGGCAUGCCCCCAUGGUUGUUGCAGUUGGCUUUAUAGUCUUUGCCAAAAAUGUUGUGCUACUGCUCGAGAAGCUAAUCUCAUGCAAAUGGAUGCAACAGAAGCAGUAGGAUUGCGCUGUCCAGGAGGUUGUUGCAAAUAUAAAGAAUAUUGGGGCUGUGUACAAUGUUGUGGCAAUUCUCGAGAAGCUUCAUAAAUGGGGCGGCGGCUGUCACCAUGGAGACUGGUGGACGUGGUGGGGGAAAGUGUUUGGGUAAAGAAAAGAAAGUGAAGUAUCAACGUACCAAUGAAAUAAAUUAUGUAUAUAAAUCGAUGUUGCACGUGUGUGUGGAAAUAAUACGUUCAUAGGGUUAAUUAUAUCUCAUGAAGUUAGCCCUUUUAAGGA